This is a messenger RNA of Coregonus sp. 'balchen', 11767 nucleotides long. The record is from the annotation of a GenBank genome assembly. NCBI's taxonomy places the organism in Eukaryota, Metazoa, Chordata, Actinopteri, Salmoniformes, Salmonidae.
AUGGAGGCUCCAGAGGGUCAGGGGAGACUGCAGAGCGGACUACCCUCACCUGGACGCCCCCAUGCCAGCUACCAACGAUCUGGCACAACCUCCAUCUCUCCUGCCUUACUCCUCCCGUCUAUCCGAAUCAGAACUUCCACUCUGUCGUCAAGGAGACCGUCGCCGGCAGGUACUGGCAUUACGGAAACGCGACGUGGCAUGCACGCCGUUAGACAGCCAGGUGCAUUCCGGGGUGAGCCAGGAUCAGGGAUGAGGAUUGGCCGAUCAUCUCCGAGAGGAAGGACUCGGACACGCCUCCUCUCCAACAGCAGCUUAGAUCUGGGAGAGGAAGAGGAGGAGGAGGAAGAGGAGGAGGAGGAGGAGGAGGAGGAGGAAGAGGAAGAGGAAGAGGAAGAGGAUGAUGAUGAUGAUGAGGAGGAUGAGGAUGAGGAGGAGGAGGAGGAGGAGGAAGAAGAGCCAGAGGGUAGUGGUUUGCUGGGGGUGGUGACUCAGACCCUAACUCCUGCUCUUCCCUCGUCCCCUGCUCCUUCAGCGAUGGAUAGGAGGAUGAGUAAAAGAGAGAGGAACAGGGUGAGGAGGCAGAGGAGGAGGCAGAGGAGGAGAGAGCGAUGGAGACAGAGCCAGCAGGACAAUACACAGGUGAGACCGUAUGCCCUUAUCUAGUGGUGGCUAAAGUUAGCUAAAGUUAUUACCGGCUGCUUAAAGAAUACCAAACAAUGGAUUACAGUUUAUUUUGAUCCGUAGACUACUUUCAGGCUGAGGAACCAUCUAACACAACGUUGUAAAAUACUGAACUUCCCCUUUAAUGUCAGAUACUGUAGGUAUCUGAUCCUUUGUCUGAUUACAGUCUGAAGCCAUCACUCUGUUGGCCUCGCUUCCUGAAAGCAUGAUCAGCUGUAUAGAACGGAAUCUUCUGAUGCAUUUUAAUACAAAGGCCAUUAAAACCUCUCACACAAGCUUGAGUUUCCUUUAUUGAUCCAACUAAGAGCCCAUUAUCAUUAGUAUUUUUUGAAAGCCUUUAACUCUACCACAACAGUGUAUCAUUCACACAAAUACCAAGCAGUGCACUGUGUGCUCUCUGCUGUGUGUGUUACAGCUUGUAUGUGUGUGUGUUUCUGCACACUGUAGCAUGUGUAUACUAUACCAUAUGUAAAAUGGAUCAGUUCUGUGCCAGACAGACAAUGUCUCUCAAUAGACUAGGUUACAGUGUGUUGCUUUAGCCAACGGGUCACUGUGCCAAACCAGAUAUGUCAAGGACAGAGCUUUGUUGUAUAUUCAGUGACUUGGUGGGCUGAUGACUGACUUUACAGGCCCAUCAAUGUCAGUGUGUGUGUGUGUGUGUGUGUGUGUGUGUGUGUGUGUCUGUGAGUGUGGGUGUCCCGCUGACUAUCGACAAGCCCCACCAGCUUGUCUCAAUAGCCAUUGUCUGUGCAGUUAAGGUGGGGUUAUAUCUGAAUGGGCUGCAUGAUGAGGCUUGGGCAGAGAGCCCUUCAAAACCACCCAAACAAAAGAACAGAUUCCAGUCUGAUUGGUCGAUGCAGAUCCACAGGCACAUUGCUGGACUGGAAUGAUUGUGACUGGCUGUUGUUUAGUUUCUGCCAUCAUUCUCUGUGGACAUGAUGGCAAUUAGCAUACCGUAUGUAGAAGCUGCCAUACACAUUACACAACAUACAAUGUGCUCCUAGCCGAUAUCAUUGUGGCCAUAUGAUUAUCAGAUUGGUUUUGUGAAUUGUUAUGAAUAACUUGCUGUGGCAAUGGAUGGAGUUAAGUAGUUGGCUAGAUGACUACUUGGAAGAUGCCAAUUUAAAUGCUGUGUGUGUAAAUGAAGUGGUUGGCUAAAUAAAAUAAAUAACUGUGAACAGAAUAUAGUGUGGCCAGUGGUGGAAAAAGUACCCAAUUUUCAUACUUGAGUAAAAGUAAAGAUACCUUAAUAGAAAAUGACAAGUAAAAGUGAGUCACCCAGUAAAAUACUACUUGAGUAAAAGUCUAAAAGUAUUUGAUUUUAAAUAUACUUAAGUUUCAAAAGUAAAUGUAAUUGCUAAAAUAUACGUAAAUAUCAAAAGUAAACGUAAAAGUAUAAAUAAUUUCAAAUUCCUUAUAUAAAGCAAACCAGAUGGCAUCAUUUACUUGUUAUUUAUUUAUUUAUUUACGGAUAGCCAGGGGCAUGCUCCAACACUCAGGCAUCAUUUACUAUCGAAGCAUGUGUUUAGUGAGACCGCCAGAUCAGAGGCAGUAGGGAUGACCAGGGACGUUCUCUUAAUAAGUGUAUGAAUUAGACAAUUUUCCUGUCCUACUAAGCAUUCAAAAUGUAACGGUUACUUUUGGGUGUCAGGGAAAAUGUAUGGAGUAAAAAGUACAUUAUUUUCUUUAGGAAUGUAGUGAAGUAAUAGUAAAAGUUGUCAAAAAUAGAAAUAGUAAAGUAAAGUACAGAUACCCAAAAAAACUACUUAAGUAGUACUUUCAAGUAUUUUUACUUAAGUACUUUACACCACUGAGUGUGGCAAUACGGGUACUAGUUUUGAGUACCAGGCUGUUCCUGCUUCUGUAUACAGUGUUGCCUUGCCUUGUUUUGUAAGACACUGACAAGUUUGCUAAAAACAGAGAAGGACUGACCCACACUCUGAUACAGAUCAGUACUCUCAGACUGUGUGUAUUGUCCUGUAGCCAGAUUCUCUCUGUGUACAUCAUGGGACCAUGUGCCUUUGGUCCCGUUUCAGAUUCAUAUUUUGAGAUUCAUGUAAUGUAAGCACAUUUCAGGCAUGGUUUGUUCCUGCUUUUUCAGUCUCUGCACUACAGGAAGUGUUCUGUUCCUGUGCAGCCCAGGGACAGAGGAGUCUGGGCUGUGUUAGAGCAGUGUUCUUUAAUAUCUAGUGGGGACCCACAGCUAACACACCUGCUUCAACUCAUCAUUAGGUGUGUUAGUAUUGGGAUGAAACGAAAGCCUGAAUACACCGUGGGACCACAGGGUCAGGGUUUAAGAACACUGAAUUAACAACACACUGUAUCCGUGGCUACUAUACACCGUGAGUCCACAGGGUCAGGGUUUAAGAACACUGAAUUAAGAACACACUGUAUCCGUGGCUACUAUACACCGUGAGUCCACAGGGUCAGGGUUUAAGAACACGCUGUAUCCGUGGCUACUAUUUGGUGUUGUUCUGGCUGUGUCUUCGGGAGUGCUGGCUGGACUGUGUUUUUCUGCUCAGCUUGGGGACAGCUGCUUCCAACGCUGUGUGUGUGUGUGUGUGUGUGUGUGUGUGUGUGUGUGUGUGUGUGUGUGUGUGUGUGUGUGUGUGUGUGAUUAGAGGACUGUUCAGUGGUAGGUGUUGUGUUCUGUGACAAUGACACACUUUUGAGAGGCGGCUGCACGGUAGCAGUGAAAUCACUAGAGUUCCCCCUGGGUGUGAUAAUGGUAAUUACGAUGGGAGGACCUCCAGGCUCCUGUAGGCUACAAACAUACCAAACCCCAUGAGUAAAGAAGCGGUAGGGAUGGGAGCCCUGAGAGGGAGUAGGAUGAAGAUGCCCCCAGAUGCUGAUCCAGACUCUAGCCUUUCCCCCACUAAUGAUGUAGGUUAGGAUUGGAAGAGGGUACGCGGAUCCUAGAUCUGUGUCGGGCAAGUUUCAGUCCCUGAUAGGGUUCAGUGAGUCGACUGUGGAGCCACAUCAAGUAGCCUUCCUUACAGCUGUAGUCUCUCUCUCUCUCUCUCAGAUAAUUCUCUAGAGGAAGUAGAGAGAGAAGAGAGAGAGAGGAGGAGAGAGAGAGAGGAGAGAGAGAAGGGAGGAGAGGAGGAAGAUGCGAGAGAGAGAAGGGAAGAUGAGAGAGAGAGAGACGAGGAGAGAGAGAAGAGAGAGAGUAGAGUAGAGAGAGAGGGAGAAGAGACGAGAGAGAAUGCAGAGAGAGUAGAGGAGCUACAGAGAGAAAGAGAGAAGCCAGGAGAGAAGAGAGAAGAGAGAGAGAGAGAGAGAGAGCGAGAGAGUAGGAGAGAAGAGAGAGAGCAGAGUAGAGAGAGGAGAGAUGAGAGAGAGAGAGAGAGAGAGAGACAGCGAGAGCAGAGAGAGGAGAGAGAGAGAGAGAAGAGAGGAGAGAGAGAGAGAGAGAGAGAGAAGGAAGAGAGAAGGAGCGAGAAAGGGAGGGAGGAGAGAGAGAGAGAAGAGAAACGGAGAGGAGACGAUGAGAGAAGAGGAGUUAGACGAAAGAAAAGAUGGCAGAGUAGAUAGGCGAGAGAAGAACAGAGAGCUCAGUCAACUACCGACGGUAGAAAGCAGCUAUCGAGAGUGACGGCAUCGAAUAGCGGAGAUAGGCGAAGAGCGAGACUAGACGAUGCUGAGAGGAUCGAGUCUCUCUCUAGUUCUCUAUCUCUCUCUCCUUCUCUCUCUCUCUUCUCUCUCCUCUCUAUCUCUCUCUCUCUCUCUCUUCUCUGUCUUUCUCUCUCUCACACAAAAAGAAAGAGUACUUCCUGGUAACAAUAAGGUAGAAUAGAUACAUUUUUAAAAAAAAUACAGUGUGCUUGAGGUGUGCAUUAAUGGGUUUUUAUCAGUGUUGUGUGUUCCCCUAGAGUGUCUGAAGAACUGGGCUGUCUGCUUCCUAUUUUCUGCUGUGCUUCAUCUGCCAAAUAUCUCACAUCUCAGGCGCACCACUGUAGACAUACCCCCGAGCAAAAUAGUUGUAUGUCUGCUGCCCCAGUUCAAACUUCAGUUGUGUGCCAGCCUUACAGAUGUAGGAUCUUAAUGUGAUCACUCUUUUGUUACAAACUUGUAGUUAAUUCAAGGUUUAAAAACCCCUAGUAUAUUGACGCACUGGUACAUCAAUCUAAGUAACAUAAUACAAAAAUCCCCAUCAACAUCCGUCGUUUUUAAGCUAGAGAUUCGUUUUUUUGCAUGGGCUGCGUCUCAAUCCACCGCAUCCGCCUAUUGCGGCCUUCCGCAUCUCUGGUGGAAGGUGGCCGAGCUACAGCGGUGUUUGUCAGACCAUGAGACGUCUUCUCACAAAAACGUCUGUAGUGUUCGAACGGUUUGGCCUACAAAACUAUUAUGACUCUCACAAAUAUGAUAGUGUUCUCCAUUUUGCUUUACGACCCCCACAAGUGUCACGGGACUCGCCUGAAGUUGGUAACGAUGAUGUGCCAACUUCUGUUUGUAGCGUCCGAUCCAUUUGGGCUACAAUCUAAUGUGACCCCACAGUGGAAAGGGGAGGUUCUCACGAACACAAUGGUGUUCUCCGUGGUGUUCUCUACGACCCUCACAAGUGUCACAGGACUUGUCUGAAGGUAACCGGUGCGUACCGGUUUAAAACAUUUAUGGAAGUAUGGACGUAGUUUUGUGCCUGAUUUCACCAUUGUAUUUCAUAUCUACCAAACCCUCAACUCACCUGCCUUAAUCAGGUCUGCACCAGUACACCUGUCCACACAUCAAAUAGAGCUUCAUGAAAUAUAAUAUCAGGGGAAUAGAACACGUUAUAGACAAAUACACAGUCACUGGAAAUCAUGUAGAGUUUGUUUGGUACAGUGCCUUGCAAAAGUAUUCAUCCCCCUUGGCGUUUUUCCUAUUUGUUGCAUUACAACCUGUAAUGGAUUGUUAUUUGGAUUUCAUGUAAUGGACAUACACAAAAUAGUCCAAAUUGGUGAGAAAAAAAAAACCUGCCAAGAGAGGGCCGCCCACCAAAACACACGGACCAGGCAAGGAGGGAAUUAAUCAGAGGCAACAAAGAGACCAAAGAUAACCCUGAAGGCGCUGCAAUGCUCCACAGUGGAGAUUGGAGUAUCUGUCCAUAGGACCACUUUAAGCCGUCCACUCCACAGAGCUGGGCUUUAUGGAAGAGUGGCCAGAAAAAAGACAUUGCUUAAAGAAAAAAAUAUGCAAACACAUUUGGUGUUCGCCAAAAGGCAUGUGGGAGACUCACUAAACAUAUGGAAGAAGGUACUCUGGUCAGAUGAGACUAAAAUUGAGCUUUUUGGCCAUCAAGGAAAACGCUAUGUCUGGCGCAAACCCAACACCUCUCAUCACCCUGAGAACACCAUCCCCACACUGAAGCAUGGUGGUGGCAGCAUCAUGCUGUGGGGGUGUUUUUAAUCAGCAGGGACUGGGAAACUGGUCAGAAUUGAAGGAAUGAUGGAUGGCGCUAAAACAGGGAAAUUCUUGAGGGAAACCUGUUUCGGUCUUCCAGAGAUUUGAGACUGGGACGGAGGUUCACCUUCUAGCAGGAUCAAAUGAUACAACCCCCCAAAAAAUCAUGUUUAAUUCCAGGUUGUAAGGCAACAAAAUAGGAAAAAUGCCAAGGAGGGUGAAUACUUUCGCAAGCCACUGUAAGCAGCUGUCAAAUAAAAAAAGGUGCUAUAUAGAACCUAAAAGGGUUCUUCAAAGGGUUUUCCAAUGGGGACAACUGAAGAACCCUUUUAGGUUCUAUAUAGCACCUUUUUUUAUUUGACAGCUGCUUACAGUGGCUUGCGAAAGUAUUCACCCUCCUUGGCAUCUUUUGGGUUCCAUGUAGAAACCUUUCCACUGAGAGUUCUACAUGGAACCCAAAAGGGUUCUACCUGGAACCAAAAAGGAUUCUCCUAUGGGGACAGCUGAAGAACUAACCCCUUUGGAACCCUUUUUUCUAAGAGUAGAGGUCAAAGUUUAUAUUAACAUGGCAGGGUGUUUCUCUCAGCCUUCAGGAGUACAACUCAUCAGCAUCUACUUGAAUAUUUUUGUCAACCUGACCUUGACCUUGAAUUUAACCUUGGUCUUGAGUGGGUUGUGUUAUGUUAUUCAACCAUUUUAUGUCCUAGACUUCCACAGGGAACCCAACUGAUCUGAUUAUCUGUUUUGUCCUGUUCUUUUGAAAUAACAGUACAAUGAUACAACCCUCAUGUUCUGUGUCCCAGAAUUCAACAGGGAACCCAUCGAGCAGCAGUGAGGAAGAGGAUGUGAGUGCUGGGGACAGAGAGGGCUUCAUCUGUGCUGUGUGUCUGGACAUUUACUUCAGCCCUUACAUGUGCCACCCCUGUAACCACAUCUUCUGUGAGCCCUGCCUCCGUACCCUGGCCAAGAACAGCCCGACCAACACCCCCUGCCCACUCUGCAGGACCGCCAUCACCCACGUCUUCUUCCAGAAGGGUGAGCACAUUAUCCAAACACUUUUCUCCUUGUCUCUCUCAUGACCACUGCUCUAUAAAAGACUGCAGUUAGUAGACCCAUGGUGGAACCAUCUAGCAGGCACGUGAACAGAUAGGGGUCUACCUGUGCCAGAGAAUCGGCUCCUUUGCACUCGUCAAGUGCCCUUUUGGGUGGUGUUAUAUAUACAGUGAGGGAAAAAAGUAUUUGACCCCCUGCUGAUUUUGUACGUUUGCCCACUGACAAAGACAUGAUCAGUCUAUAAUUUUAUUGGUAGGUUUAUUUGAACAGCGAGAGACAGAAUAACAACAACAAAAAUGUAUUUGCAUUUUAAUGAGGGAAAUAAGUAUUUGACCCCUCUGCAAAACAUGACUUCGUACUUGGUGGCAAAAGCCUUGUUGGCAAUCACAGAGGUCAGACGUUUCUUGUAGUUGGCCACCAGGUUUGCACACAUCUCAGGAGGGAUUUUGUUCCACUCCUCUUUGCAGAUCUUCUCCAAGUCAUUAAGGUUUCGAGGCUGUCGUUUGGCAACUCAAACCUUCAGCUCCCUCCACAGAUUUUCUAUGGGAUUAAGGUCUGGAGACUGGCUAGGCCACUCCAGGACCUUAAUGUGCUUCUUCUUGAGCCACUCCAUUGUUGCCUUGGCCAUGUGUUUUGGGUCAUUGUCAUGCUAGAAAACCCAUCCACGACCCAUUUUCAAUGCCCUGGCUGAGGGAAGGAGGUUCUCACCCAAGAUUUGACGGUACAUCCGUCCAUCGUCCCUUUGAUGCAGUGAAGUUGUCCUGUCCCCUUAGCAGAAAAUCACCCCCAAAGCAUAAUGUUUCCACCUCCAUGUUUGACGGUGGGGAUGGUGUUCUUGGGGUCAUAGGCAGCAUUCCUCCUCCUUUAAACACGGCGAGUUGAGUUGAUGCCAAAGAGCUCGAUUUUGGUCUCAUCUGACCACAACACUUUCACCCAGUUCUCCUCUGAAUCAUUCAGAUGUUCAUUGGCAAACUUCAGACGGCCCUGUAUAUGUGCUUUCUUGAGCAGGGGGACCUUGCGGGUGCUGCAGGAUUUCAGUCCCUCACGGCGUAGUGUGUUACCAAUUGUCUUCCUGUUGACUAUGGUCCCAGCUGCCUUGAGAUCAUUGACAAGAUCCUCCCGUGUAGUUCUGGGCUGAUUCCUCACCGUUCUCAUGAUCAUUGCAACUCCACGAGGUGAGAUCUUGCAUGGAGCCCCAGGCCGAGGGAGAUUGACAGUUCUUUUGUGUUUCUUCCAUUUGCAAAUAAUUGCACCAACUGUUGUCACCUUCUCACCAAGCUGCUUGGCGAUGGUCUUGUAGCCCAUUCCAGCCUUGUGUAGGUCUACAAUAUUGUCCCUGACAUUUGGUCUUGGUCAUGGUGGAGAGUUUGGAAUCUAAUUGAUUGAUUGCUUCUGUGGACAGGUGUCUUUUAUACAGGUAACACACUGAGAUUAGGAGCACUCCCUUUAAGAGUGUGCUCCUAAUCUCAGCUCGUUACCUGUAUAAAAGACACCUGGGAGCCAGAAAUCUUUCUGAUUGAGAGGGGGUCAAAUACUUGUUUCCCUCAUUAAAAUGCUAAUCAACUUAUAACAUUUUUGACAUGCGUUUUGCUGGAUGUUUUUGUUGUUAUUCUGUCUCUCACUGUUCAAAUAAACCUACCAUUCAAAUUAUAGACUGAUCAUUUCUUUGUCAGUGGGCAAACGUACAAAAUCAGCAGGGGAUCAUAUACUUUUUUCCCUCACUGUGUAUAUAUACAGUUGAAGUCGGAAGUUUACAUACACUUAGGUUGGAGUCAUUACAACUCGUUUUUCAACCACUCCACAAAUUUCUUUUUAACAAACUAUAGUUUUGACAAGUCGGUUAGGACAUCUACUUUGUGCAUGACACAAGUAAUUUUUCAACCAAUUGUUUACAGACAGAUUAUUUCACUUAUAAUUCACUGUAUCACAAUUCCAGUGGGUCAGAAUUUUACAUACACUAAGUUGACUGUGCCUUUAAACAGCUUGGAAAAUUCCAGAAAAUGAUAUAAUGGCUUUAGAAGCUUCUGAUAGGCUAAUUGACAUCAUUUGAGUCAAUUGGAGGUGUACCUGUGGAUGUAUUUCAAGGCCUACCUUCAAACUCAGUGCCUCUUUGCUUGACAUCAUGGGAAAAAAGUUGUAGACCUCCACAAGUCUGGUUCAUCCUUGGGAGUAAUUUCCAAACGCCUGAAGGUACCACGUUCAUCUGUACAAACAACAGUACGCAAGUAUAAACACACAGCCGUCAUACCGCUCAGGAAGGAGACGCGUUCUGUCUCUUAGAGAUGAACGUACUUUGGUGCGAAAAGUGCAAAUCAAUCCCAGAACAUCAGCAAAGGACCUUGUGAAGAUGCUGGAGGAAACAGGUACAAAAGUAUCUAUAUCCACUUUAAAAUGAGUCCUAUAUCGACAUAACCUGAAAGGCCGCUCAGCAAGGAAGAAGCCACUGCUUCAAAACCGCCAUAAAAAAGCCAGACUACUGUUUGCAACUGCACAAAGAUCUUACUUUUUCGAGAAUGGCCAUAAUGACCAUCGUUAUGUUUGGAGGAAAAAGGGAGAUGCUUGCAAGCCGAAGAACACCAUCCCAACCGUGAAGCACGGUGGUGGCAGCAUCAUGCUGUGGGGGUGCUUUGCUGCAGGAGGGACUGGUGCACUUCAAAAAAUAGAUGGCAUCAUGAAGAAGGGAAAUUAUGUGGAUAUAUUGAAGCAACAUCUCAAGACAUCAGUCAGGAAGUUAAAGCUUGGUCGCAAAUGGGUCUUCCAAAUGGACAAUGACCCCAAGCAUACUUCCAAAGUUGUGGCAAAAUGGCUUAAGGACAACAAAGUCAAGGUAUUGGAGUGGCCGUCACAAAGCCCUGACCUCAAUCCUAUAGAAAAUGUGUGGGCAGAACUGAAAAGGCGUGUGUGAGCAAAGAGGCCUACAAACCUGACUCAGUUACACCAGCUCUGUCAGGAGGAAUGGGCCAAAAUUCACCCAACUUAUUGUGGGAAGCUUGUGGAAGGCUACCCGAAACGAGUCCUCCAGGGAGUAUUACACACCUUGGGUCUAGCAGAUGAGUCAUUCAGACCAAUGAGAGAAAAUACAACUGAGCCUUCUAUUUACACAUUAAUAUGAUGGAGGGCUAUGGACUGAAUAAAGGCAGGUUUCAAAAUGGGUCAAAUCUGCCCCAGCUAAGCUUAUGUAGCCUGGGCCUUUCUUGCUUCCUUUGCCCUACCUACGUUAACAUGGGUUACAAAUAUAAACUAUUCGUUUUUGCACACUGAUUACAGAUGCGUCGUGUUAGGUGAUUGAAUGCAGGUGAUUUGUGUGCUGAGGGCUAACACCACAGAAAGCAGAGAGGAUGUACUGGUGAGAACCUCAUAGACAUUAAGGGUGCUUGACAAUGAUUGGACAGCAUGGUUUGUAGAUGAGAUUAUUUUGCUGAUUAUCCAGGCCAAGGUCACAAUGGGGACAACCGUAGCUUUCUGAGAGGAGAGACAGAGGGAGACUGAGCACCUUGAUCUACUUCAAAUCAAACACUUAUUUUGUCUCCAAAUAAAUGUUGAUUCCUGUGUGUUUCACACAAGAAUACAAAAGUGCAAACAUCUAACCAGAAUCUACCCAAAUAGUUUUAAGAUAAACUGUGAUAGUGUUUGAUGCUAAAACAAUCAGAUAGUAAACAAGGAAGGGCCUUUUAUUGUUCUGUGUCUGUGUUGCAGAGUUGAACCACACAGCACGGUCAUUCUUCCCAAAAGAAUACCUCUCACGGAAACAGACUUUCCAGAAGGCAAGCUGUGCAAAAUGGCCGCUCCCAAGCUGCAGGAAACUUUUCCGUAUUUUUGGAAGUGAGUGUUAUUAACUUUCUAUAGAGAUGAUUGAGAAAACAUCAUGGUUAUGUUUGAUUUUACAGUCAAAAAUUAAACUUGGUAUCGAAAUAGAGAUGACCAUAUGGUAAUGUAUUUAUUUAUUACCAUUAUGCUAUGAUUGCAUCAUUAUUAUUUAUCACUUACUGUACACUUUGUAUUCCAAGAUUAACGUACAUGCAGAUUUAUUUGGAUAGUCCAUCUGUAGAUUCUCUACAGACUAUCAGUAACAUUUCAACUAACUAUCUACAUUUUUACAUUUUAGUCAAUUAGCAGACGCUCUUAUCCAGAGCGACUUAGAGUAGUGAGUGCAUACAUUUUAAUAAUUGUUUUCAUACUGGUCCCCCGUGGGAAUCAAACCCACAGCAAUGCUCUACCAACUGAGCUACACAGGACUGAGCUACUAAUCCUAGCUCUAACCCUAACCUUAACCCUUAUCCUAACCCUGAACUUAACCCUUACUCCAACCCUAAACCUAAUCCUAACCUUAGCAAGCAGUUGCUUAUCAACAGAUAGUUUGUUGAUAGUAUGAACAUCCGGACUAUCCAAAUAAAGUGUGACCAAAAGUUGGAAUAACCUGAUUUUUUCCUGUCAUUCCAACCCUUCUCCAGGUUUCCAAAGGCAAACUAGUCCGAUAGCCAGGCGUCAGUUCCCCCAUGGGGGGUAUCGUCUGGACACCAUGGACUUUGAGGACGAUUCUCGUGGCUGGCGUUUCGACAUGGACAUGAUCAUUAUCUAUAUCUACUCUGUCAACUGGGUCAUCGGCUUCAUCAUCUUCUGCUUUCUCUGCUACGUCUUCUUCCCUGCCUUCUAA